AUGGGUUCAAGUAAAUCAAUAUUAAAACGAUCUAUGAUACGUGGUGAUGAAAUACAAGUUUUACAAGUUUAUCGUUCUCGUUCCGAUAUUCGACGUCAUAUUGAUCCUAAUCUAGUAUUAAAUGAAGAUGGUGAUACAUUUGUACAUUAUGCAAGUCAUUUUGCUAUGAAAACAUUUCUCAGGAAAUAUUUGACUAAAGCAUGGAAAAGACAACAACAACAACAGCAAAAAGAAUUAUCCUAA
Rotaria sordida is the source of this 243-nucleotide messenger RNA. The record is from the annotation of a GenBank genome assembly. Lineage: Eukaryota; Metazoa; Rotifera; Eurotatoria; Philodinida; Philodinidae.